GAUUUAAUCCACGUCAGUUAAGUGUUUGUGUUUACUACAAACACGUGAAACUUUGUUGUACUGACUGUAAGAUUAAAAUUUAGUUAAUACAUUAUUGUUUACAAUGGAUUUAGAUGAAUCUUUUUCAUCAGAAUCAAGUGUUGACUCGGAUGAGGAGUUACAAGAAGCAUUUGCAGCUGGAAAGUUAAGGCCAGGGUUGAAUCUUGAAUUGCCAGCUUCAUCUAAAACAAUAAAUAACACAGCAGGUCUGAAUCAAACUUUGUUGACGAUAAAGAAAAAUCUGCCAUGGUUGGAGCGCUUAGAUGUGACCAGUAAACCCGCAACGACGCACAAAGAUCUCAUCAGUCAGAGUGAGACUGACGUCCAUGAUGAUUUCAAGCGAGAACUGAGAUUCUAUUGUCAGGCACAGGCCACUGUCCUUGAGGCAAUACCAAGACUCCAUAGUAUGAGCAUACCCACGAAAAGACCAGAGGACUUCUUUGCACAGAUGGCUAAAUCAGACGAUCAUAUGAAACGGGUCAGGGAGAAACUAGUGGAGAAACAGACAGCCAUAGAAAGAUCUGAAAAAGCCAAGAAACUCAGAGAACUCAGAAAAUAUGGCAAAAAAGUUCAAAUAGAAGUUAUUCAGAAAAGACAGAAGGAAAAGAAAGAAAUGCUGGAUGCUGUCAAGAAGUACCGCAAGGGUCAGAAAGAUAAACUGGAUUUCUUGGAAAAUUUGCCCGGGGAGAAGAAAAACAGUCAGAAUAAGAAAAGUGCAGAUAAUCUUCGGCCAAACAAAAAGAGAGAGUUCAAAAACAAGAAGUUUGGAUUUGGAGGACAGAAGAAGAGGUCUAAAAUGAAUACUAAAAGCAGUGCUCUAGACAUGUCAGAGUUUAACCCCAAUAUCAACCAGAAGAAACCAGGAAAGACAGGAAAAGGAAAACCUAAACCCGGUAACAAGAACAAGAGACCUGGUAAAGCACGGAGACAAAAAGCCAAAAGUAGAAAGAAGUGAAGAAUAAGAGUUGUUUUGUUGUAGGGAAGUGUCAAGGAAAUGAACAAGGUGCUGCUGAAUUAUGUGUUCUGAUUUCAAUUUUUAAACUGCUUUGUAAAUCUUCACGAGAGACUUUGAAAUCAGUUUAGAUACAAGUACCUGUACAUUGAAUCAGUCAGUGUCUGUGAUAACAUUUCUAGGGUUGGUAAAGAAAUGCAUUACGGUAUUUUGUUACAUGUAUAAUAUUUUUCUCUUACAUUAAAGUGUCAAUAUAC
Magallana angulata is the source of this 1248-nucleotide messenger RNA. RefSeq names its product probable rRNA-processing protein EBP2. The coding region runs from base 104 to 994 and encodes 296 amino acids. Lineage: Eukaryota; Metazoa; Mollusca; Bivalvia; Ostreida; Ostreidae. The transcript is spliced from 8 exons. Gene Ontology annotation, cellular component: preribosome, large subunit precursor; nuclear periphery; nucleolus. Gene Ontology annotation, biological process: ribosomal large subunit biogenesis; rRNA processing. The record is from RefSeq and is a predicted model, not a curated record.